This is a messenger RNA of Salvia hispanica, 1497 nucleotides long. RefSeq names its product dsRNA-binding protein 3 (gene DRB3). The record is from RefSeq and is a predicted model, not a curated record. Lineage: Eukaryota; Viridiplantae; Streptophyta; Magnoliopsida; Lamiales; Lamiaceae. Gene Ontology annotation, molecular function: double-stranded RNA binding.
GUUUUCCAAAACCAAACAUACCCAAAUCAGCUAAAAAUUGCCUUCUUCUAUGCCUCUUCUGCCUCCUUUUCUCUGUAACUCAAAAAGCCCCCUCAAAUCUUUACCCCACUAAGACACACACACAUAGUGAAGAAACUCCCAUCAUCUCUUCUUCACAAUGCAAAUCCUCUAAUUCCUUCACCAUUACUCUCUUCUCUCUUUUUUUCAAAAAACAAAAAGAUGUUCAAAAACCAGCUGCAAGAAUUAGCUCAAAGAAGCUGCUUCAAUCUCCCCUCAUACGCCUGCGUGAGAGAAGGCCCCGAUCACGCCCCCAGAUUCAAAGCCUCCGUCAAUUUCAACGGCGAAGUUUUCGAGAGCCCCUCUUACUCCACCACCCUCCGCCAGGCCGAGCACGCCGCCGCCGAGGCCGCCCUCAGCUCCCUCUCCGCCAGAGGCCCCUCCAAAUCCCUCACCGCCAGAGUUCUCGAUGAGACGGGAGUGUACAAAAAUCUACUUCAAGAAACUGCACACAGAGCCGGAUUGAAGCUGCCGAUAUACACCACCGUCAGAUCAGGCCCCGGCCACGUCCCUGUCUUCACCAGCACCGUCGAGCUCGCCGGAAUCAGCUUCUCCGGCGAGCCUGCCAAGACUAAGAAACAAGCCGAGAAGAAUGCUGCUAUUGCUGCUUGGUUCCAAUUGAAACAAAUGCCCAAUUUGGGGAUUUUGUCGGAGCAAGAGAAUGCAGGAGGCGGGAAAUGGAGUUGCAGUUCGAAUUCCGGUAGAGUGAUAAGGCGAAGAGAUUAUCACCAUCAUCAUCAGCCGAGAAUGCAGAGGCCUAUUCAAAGAGAUAGCUUUGCCUUUGCCCAGAAACGGCCGAUUUUAGACCCGACUCACAAGCACAGAAGCUUUCUCUCUCUUCUCCCUCCGCCGCCGCUGACGGCAUCCAAAAUCCUACCCCCAAAUUUGCCCAAUUCCAAAACCCUCACUCCCAAAGCAACAGUCAAAGAAACGCUGCCGAUGUUGGAGGAGUUUUUUGGAGACGAUCAGGAAUGGGUUAACAAGAUAAGCGAGGCCAUAAGAGCAGAUGCCGGCAGCUCAAAAUCGAUUUAUGGAGGGAAAAUUGGAGGAGUCUACAGUCAAUUUGGGGGAGAAGAUGGCAGAAUUAGGUCAAUUCCGCCUCCGUUGAUGAAAAUUCCCUCAACUUGUCACAAUCCCCAAAUUGUAUCAAUCCCCAAAUUCGCGCCGGCGGUGCAAAUCAGGUCCGUGAUUCCGGUGUGCGCGGCUCCACCGGUAAGGGUGAACUCCGACCAAUCGCUGCCGAUUAACAAAGCAGCUCCACCGCCGGCGCCGUCGUCGGAGGAGUUAGCUGUGGCUUCGUCUUUGAGCAAGCUGAAAAUAUGAUGGAAUUAUGGAACUAAAUUGAUGUGAUUAGUGGUUAAAUGAGGUGGUGUUUUGGUGUGAAUGAAUGAGAUGAGUGUUUUUGCGCCAUUAAUGAGGCACGUGUAUUUUAGUUAUAAA